UUACAGUCGACCAUUAUUUUGUCUCCAAAAGUAAAACUACAAAAGCCUUCUUCUUCACUUCCAUUGUCUCUCAAACAGAUUAUGUUUCUUUAGGUUUUGUUUUGUCGAAACAGCUCAACCGUACCUUAGCUUGCAAGAAAGAGAUAUGGAUAGGCUUAUUAGUUUGGAGCCAUCAAACCUUGUUGCCAUCAGGAUCGAACAGGGGCAGAAAUGUUUCGGUGAGCUUACCUUGCGCAACGUUAUGUACACCAUGCCGGUCGCGAUCCGGAUUCAGCCGGUUAACAAGGGUCGGUACACUGUCAAGCCUCAAUCGGGAAUCAUUGCGCCGCUAGGGAAACUGACUGUGGAGAUUGUGUAUCAUCUCCCUCCUGGUUCGCUUCUUCCGGAAUCGUUUCCUCAUAGUGAUGAUUCUUUCGUUCUGCAUAGCGUCGUGGUUCCCGGCGCGGCGAUCAAAGAUUCCACGUCGAGCUUCGAUGUGGUCCCGAAUGAAUGGUUUACGACAAGGAAGAAACAGGUGUUUAUUGAUAGUGGUAUCAAGGUCAUGUUUGUUGGUUCGCCUGUUUUGGUUCAACUUGUGAUGGAUGGUUCAAUGGAUGGAAUUAGAGAAAUAUUAGAGCUUAGUGAUCCUACAUGGAAACUAGUUGAUUCAGUUGAUUCCCAGGGACAAACAUUGCUUCAUAUUGCCAUAGCUCAAAGCAGACCGGAUAUUGUCCAAUUACUGCUUGAAUUCGAGCCCGAUGUCGAGUUCCGGAGUCGGUUGGGCUCUACCCCGCUCGAGGCUGCUGCAGGCUGCGGAGAAGAAUUAAUUGUUGAAAUUCUAUUGGCACAUAACGCUAGUACAGAACGAUCGGAGUCCUCUCUUUGGGGUCCGGUUCACCUCGCAGCGGCGAGUGGCCAUAUUGAAGUACUUAGACUUCUUUUGCUCAAAGGGGCUAACGUUGAUGCCCUCACAAAGGAUGGCAACACUGCCUUACACCUCGCUGUCGAGGAAAGACGAAAAGAUUGCACUCGUCUGCUAUUAGCCAGCAGUUCCAACCCCAAUGUCCGCAACACAAGAGACCGGGAUACACCACUGCAUAUCGCGGCACAAUUAGGCAACGAGAAGACAGUUAAGUUUUUACUUCGAAAGGGUGCGAACAAGGAUAUCCAGAACAAGACAGGCAAAACUGCCUAUGACGUUGCUGCCGAAUACGGUCACACUCACCUUUUCGAUGCACUCAAGCUCGGUGACAGCUUAUGUUUAGCCGCUCGUAAAGGCGAAGCAAGAACCAUCGAGAGUCUGAUUGAGAACGGUGCGGUAAUCAACGGAAGUGAUCAACAUGGAUGGACCGCCUUACAUAGAGCAGCGUUCAAAGGAAGAACUGAUGCUGUAAGGAUGCUGAUUGACAAGGGAAUUGAUAUCGACUCGACAGAUGAAGACGGAUACACAGCUUUGCAUUGUGCAGCGGAAUCAGGCCAUGUCGAGGCAGUGGAAUUGUUGGUGAAGAAAGGAGCAGAUGUGGAAGCAAGGACUAACAAAGGUGUCACAGCACUGCAAAUUGCGGAUUCGUUGCACUAUGCAGGCAUUAGCAGGAUACUGAUCUGUGGUGGAUAUGGAAAAUCGGAGAAAGAGGUUGAAAAGAAGGCGGCACUGGUGAAGAGGAGGCCGUCGAGAAGGAGAGCCUUGCACGGUAGCUCUGACAGGUCGCUACCAUUGGCAGUGAUAUAAACUUGCUUAAAUCCGGCUCUAACUUUCCUUGCAAUACCAUUAUUUAACACGGUGACUA
Hibiscus syriacus is the source of this 1766-nucleotide messenger RNA. Its product is annotated as protein VAPYRIN-like. Lineage: Eukaryota; Viridiplantae; Streptophyta; Magnoliopsida; Malvales; Malvaceae. Gene Ontology annotation, molecular function: protein binding. Bases 146 to 1708 code for a protein of 520 amino acids. The transcript has a single exon. The record is from RefSeq and is a predicted model, not a curated record.